CCAGUGUUCACUGACAGAAGUGCGCAGACGGAUCAAACGCGGAACCGGUGUGAGGGAACCUUAGCUAAAAAUGGAGAGAAGAGUGGCACGAGAAUUCAGACAUAAAGUGGAGCUGCUGAUUGCUAAUGAAGCAGAGAAGGACUACCUGUAUGAUGUGCUGCGGAUGUACCACCAGUCCAUGGACCUGCCCGUGCUGGUGGGGGACCUGAAGCUGGUGAUUAACGAGCCCAGCAGGCUGCCGCUCUUCGACUCCAUCCGACCCCUCAUCCCCCUCAAGCACCAGGUGGAGUACGACCUGCUCACCCCCAAGAGGUCACGAAAACUGAAGGAGGUGCGUCUGGACCGGACCCACCCAGACGGUCUGGGCCUGAGCGUUCGGGGGGGGCUGGAGUUUGGCUGUGGCCUCUUCAUCUCUCAGAUCAUGAAGGACGGACAAGCCGAAAGUGUGGGCCUCCAGAUUGGAGACGAGAUUGUCCGCAUCAAUGGCUAUUCCAUCUCCUCCUGCAUCCACGAGGAGAUUAUCAGCCUCAUCAAAACCAAGAAGAUAGUGUCGCUGAAAGUCAGACAUGUUGGAAUGAUACCAGUGAAGAGCUCCACGGAGGACUUGCUGAAGUGGCAGUUUGUGGACCAGUUUAUGUCGGAGUCUGGGGACAAGAAGAGCAGUGUGGCUGGCCUGGCCUCCAUUGGAGGAAAGGAGAUCAAGGAGAAGAAGGUCUUCCUGAGUCUGGUGGGGACCACAGGCAUGGGCAUCAGCAUCUCGAGUGGCCCACGGCAGAAGCCAGGGAUCUACAUUAGCAACGUGAAGCCCGGGUCUCUCUCUGCUGAAGUGGGACUGAAGAUGGGUGACCAGAUUGUUGAGGUCAAUGGCGUGGACUUUACCAAUUUGGACCAUCAGGAGGCAGUUCGGGUGCUGAAGAGUAGCAGGAGUUUAACCAUCACAGUUCUCACUGGUGCGGGCAGAGAGCUGUUUAUGACAGAUGAGGAGCGUCUGGCUGUGGAGGCUCGUCGUGAGCUGGACAGACAGGAGCUCAUGCACCAGAAGAGAGUCGCUCUGGAGACCAACAAGAUUGUCAAGGAGCAGCAGGAGAAGGAGCGCUUGAGAAAGAUGGAGAUUUCUCAGAAGACAGCUGAAGAGGAGGACAGAUACCGCAAAGAGAUGGAGAAAAUUGAGGCAGAGGAGAGUAAACAACAUAGGGCGUGGGAGGAGGACUGGGCCCCCAGAGAUUCCCCCAAACCCCCCAGAGCUGGCUCUCCAGGGCCCCCUGCCAGUCCCUCUCCACCGCCGCCAAAGACCAGGAGCUCUGACACUGAUGAAGAGGAGGAGGAGGGAUUUCGGAAAUACGAGGAAGGCUUUGACCCAUACUCCAUGUUCACUCCAGAGCAAGUAGCAGAGCGGGACAUCCGGCUGCUCAGAAUUAAAAAGGAUGGACAACUAGACGUAGCGGUGGAGGGAGGGGUUGAGUCCCCUCUUGGGAAGCUUGUGGUGUCAGCCGUCUAUGAUGGUGGUGCCGCAGACAAACAUGGUGGGAUUGCAAUAGGUGAUGAGGUGAUGGCAGUGAAUGGGAAAAUCCUGACUGACGUCACCCUCACUGAGGGACAGAACUCCCUGGAAAGGGCCUGGAAAAGUGGAGGGGACUGGAUUGAUCUGGUCAUAGCAGUGUCCCCACCAAAGGACUAUGAGGAUGAAGUGACCUUCUUCUAGGAGUCAGCUCACUCACUCGGUCGCUCACUUUCUUUGGAAGAACAGACUGCUCUCAGCGAGUGGGCCUGCCCAGGAAGUUGGACCUUCUCCACUAUCAUCACCCCCAUCUUUUAUCACUGCAACACAGCAUGAUCCAGCUGCUUCUAACAAUAAAAUAAGCCCAUGCAAAUUGUAUUUACAGAAACACAUGAGUCAUGCAAACAAUGCGCUUUUUAACAAUAAAUGUGUUUUUUGCA
Messenger RNA from Alosa sapidissima (American shad), 1938 nucleotides. It is a transcript of the gene ush1c, whose product is annotated as Usher syndrome 1C. Gene Ontology annotation, molecular function: protein binding. Bases 71 to 1702 code for a protein of 543 amino acids. The transcript is spliced from 21 exons. The record is from RefSeq and is a predicted model, not a curated record. Lineage: Eukaryota; Metazoa; Chordata; Actinopteri; Clupeiformes; Clupeidae. Gene Ontology annotation, cellular component: stereocilium tip; plasma membrane; cilium. Gene Ontology annotation, biological process: inner ear auditory receptor cell differentiation; sensory perception of sound; inner ear morphogenesis.